AUGCUACAAUUCGAACGAAGAACGAUCGUGAACGGAGCGCUGAUGAAACGCCACGUUGGCCAACCGAUCAGCAUCCAUUUAAAGGUGGAACGCGCCGACGAUGGUUGCAAAUCGUUCAGCGGCAAAUCGACAGACGGUGUCAAUGUCCAGGUGCAACUGUCGGAUCCCUUGAAUGGUGUCUGCUCAGGAUGGGUCGAAGUGAUAGGCAUUGCGGCUCCCAAUGAUACGGUUCGCGGAAAGGAGAUAAUAACGUACUUCAACAGCGGGGAGAAAACGGAAAGUUUCGAUGUGGAUGGACACAACAUGCUGUGCACACUGAUGUCGGUUUGCAAGGAACCUUUCUACAUGGGUCCACAAAUGUAACUCUCUGGAUAAUAUACGAUAUUUUGAAUUUA
Molecule: messenger RNA, 395 nt
Organism: Anopheles merus
Lineage: Eukaryota; Metazoa; Arthropoda; Insecta; Diptera; Culicidae
Product: replication protein A 14 kDa subunit B-like
Exons: 2
Coding region: 1-363 (120 amino acids)
Biological process (GO): nucleotide-excision repair; double-strand break repair via homologous recombination; DNA replication
Cellular component (GO): site of double-strand break; nucleus; DNA replication factor A complex
Molecular function (GO): single-stranded DNA binding; damaged DNA binding
Source: RefSeq, a predicted model, not a curated record